CAGAAACGAAUCUGUUCAGGAAUCUCGAAUGAAUUAGCAGCUACAUGCUUCAGGAACGAUGCUUUUCUCGGCGCUUCUUACUUCGGUCGGAAUCAAUCUCGGCCUCUGCGCUGUCUUCUCCCUCCUGUUCUCCGUCUUGAGGAAGCAGCCCGGCAAUGCGGACGUUUACGCCCCGCGGUUCCUUGCCGAGGGGGAAUCUCAGGGGACAUCUCGAUUCGAACUUGACAGGUUGUUUCCGUCCGCCGGCUGGGUUGCCAGAGCCUGGAGCGUCUCCGACGACGAGCUCUUAUCAGUUUCCGGUCUGGACGCUGUGGUUUUCAUGCGGAUUUUUGUAUUCGGAUUUAAGGUGUUUUCAUUUGCUACAGCAGUUGGGGUCCUCCUUCUCCUUCCCUUCAAUUACAUGGGGAAUCAGCUCAGUCUUGACUUUACUGACCUGCCAAACAAAUCAUUGGAGUCAUUCACUAUUUCAAAUGUUGAUGACGGGUCAAAGAGGUUAUGGAUCCACUUCUCUGCGGUGUAUGUAUUCACGGUGUUUGUUUGCUAUCUUCUCUAUGCUGAGUAUGACCAUAUUUCAUCUAAAAGGCUUGCCUGUUUCAAUUCAUCAAAACCUAAGCCUCAUCAAUUUACGGUUUUAGUUCGAAGUAUUCCAGCAUUGCCAGGGAAAAGCUACAGUGAAGUUAUUGAGAGCUUCUUUAUGGAAUACUAUCCUUCUGCAUAUCUCUCACACUCUGUUGUUCGCCGGAGUAGCAAGCUCAAAGGCCUCAUUAAUGAAGCUGAUAAGGUGUGCCGAAAGCUGACCCACUUGAAAACACUAGACCAUAGUCAAGAGAGGUUCGGGCGUGCUGGCUUUUUGGGGCUCUUUGGCCCUAAAGUUGAUCUUUUGGGCCACUAUGAAAAGAAGCUAGAAGAUAUAGAUUACAAUGUCAGAUUGGAACGAUCUUCAAAGGAGGUGGCAGCAGCCUUUGUGUCUUUCAAAACACGAUUUGGAGCCGCAGUGGCUUUACACAUCCGGCAAGGCAUGAAGCCCACAGAAUGGACUACCGAGCCAUCUCCAGAUCCAGAUGAUGUAUAUUGGCCCUUCUUUUCCGCAUCAUUUUUCAAAAGAUGGUUUUGCAAUGUUGCUGUUUAUGCUGCGUGUGCCGUUCUCAUAGUUCUGUUCCUUAUACCUGUUCUCAUAGUGCAAGGUCUUACCCAUCUGGAACAGCUUGAGAUUUGGUUCCCUUUUCUAAAAGGUGUAUUGCGACUAGAAUUUGUUAGUGAAGUGGUUACAGGAUAUCUUCCUAGUCUCAUUCUUCAGAUGUUUCUCUCUUUAGUGCCACCUACCAUGAUACUCUUCUCAUCCAUACAAGGUUAUAUUGCACUGAGUCAGAUAGAAAGAAGUGCAUGCUUCAAAGUUCUAUGGUUUAUGAUUUGGAAUAUCUUCUUUGCAAAUGUUUUAUCUGGAUCGGUUCUUUACCGUUUUCAAGUGUUUCUUGAGCUCAAGAACAUUCCUAGCAUGUUGGCUGUAGCUGUUCCAGGUCAGGCAACUUUCUUCAUUGCAUAUGUUGUGACAUCUGGAUGGACCAACACCGCCUCUGAGCUUCUUCAGCUAAACCCGCUUUUUCUGAGUUUUUUUAAGAAGAGAUUUUGCAACGCAUCAAGUGAAGAGUUUGAUGUCCCAUCAAUACCAUACCACAGAGAAAUUCCACGGCUUCUUUUAUUUGGCCUUCUUGGUGUAACAUAUUUCUUUCUAGCACCCCUAAUCUUGCCAUUUAUUGUGAUAUUCUACUGUAUCGGAUAUGUUGUUUAUCGCCACCAGCUCGUAAAUGUAUAUGCACCCAAGUUUGAGACGGGAGGACAAUUUUGGCCUAUAGUGCACGAUUCGACAAUAUUUUCAUUGAUACUUAUGCAUCUUAUUGCAAUUGGGAUAUUUGGGUUGAAGAAACUUUCACUCGCUUCCAGCUUAACCAUCCCUCUUCCAAUCCUCACUCUUAUAUUCAAUAGCUACUGCCGGAGAAGGUUCUUACCGAUAUUCAUGGCUUAUUCAGCUGAGAGUUUAAUAAGCAAGGACAGAAGUGAUCAAAAUGACCCUUCAACCUCUGCAUUUUAUGAAGAACUAAAAACAGCCUAUCAAGACCCAUCUCUAAUGCCUAUCCCUUAUCCCAGAAACUACGACAACAGCCAAACGGCUCCCCUCCUUCAUACACCAUAGGGCCAUGCGUUAAAAGAACUGUCCGGUCGGUUCUGGGUGGGGCCCUCAUCGAUGACGGGGCACAUCUUUUUUUUUAAAUUUUUUUUAUUGAAGUCAUGUAUAGUUAACAUAGUCCCAACUUGUGUGCUUGCUUUCUCUGUGUACUAACUAUACACACUUGUAAAGUAUUGUUAUUUCUUUGACCAAGGUCUCAAGUUG
This is a messenger RNA of Cuscuta campestris, 2389 nucleotides long. Lineage: Eukaryota; Viridiplantae; Streptophyta; Magnoliopsida; Solanales; Convolvulaceae. The record is from the annotation of a GenBank genome assembly.